UACUUCGAAGACGUCGUAAAGUGAACGAACAAAACAAGAUGAUGUCAAAAUUAGUAACCGUUGUGCUGGCAAUGCUGCUCCUGUCGACACUGUGCGCGGCAACGCGUCAUCGUGGCGGGAAGAAGAAGCGACCGCGGCACUGUUACCCAGUAGUCCAGUAUAUGACUGUGUAUGAUGUCCAAACUGAAGAGGUGCCAGUCUACCACACGCAGUACGAGACGCAGUACGUACAGAAACCCGUGUACCAAACCCAGCUCGAAGUCAAGCUGCAAGUCAAGUACGAACCGACGUACGUGCCCCAGUAUGUCACGAACCAGGUCUUCAAUACCCAGGUCCACCACCUCACCCAGUUCCAGACCGUCACCCGGACGCAGUUCCAGCCCGUGUACAAGACGCAGACGUCGGUCGUCCCCAAGUACGUCACGCAGACGGCGUUCCAGACGGUCUUCCAGACCCAGACGGCGUUCCAGACGGUGCUCAGCACGCAGGUGCAGCCUCAGUACGUCACCCAGACGGAGUACGUCACCAAGACGCAGUUCCAGACCACGGUGGUCCAGUCUUACAUCACGGUGACCCAGACGGUGGAAGCUGUCAAUACUGUGUGGGCCGGGGGUGGGGGUGGGGUUGGAGGUGGGGUCGGGGGUGGUAGUGGGGGUGGGGGUAGUUCCUACUCGGGAUACGGCAAGUGA
This is a messenger RNA of Macrobrachium nipponense, 689 nucleotides long. RefSeq names its product MHC class II regulatory factor RFX1-like. NCBI's taxonomy places the organism in Eukaryota, Metazoa, Arthropoda, Malacostraca, Decapoda, Palaemonidae. The record is from RefSeq and is a predicted model, not a curated record. The transcript is spliced from 3 exons. Bases 39 to 689 code for a protein of 216 amino acids.